AUACAGUUGUGUGUGUGUGUGCCGAAAUAUAGACUCGAGUGAAUCUACCUGAAUUGAGAAAAGCAGCGAAUUUUACAUUAAUAUCAACAAUUCAAAAUCACAAUUACUUGCAAAUCAUUUUAUUGAUUGUUACUUCCUCAACACACGCAUUUAUAGAAUUCUAAUUCUCAAAUUGAUUGGAGUAGAGACCUCUCUCCAUUCAGUUUACGCUUUGAUCUUCGAAACAAAACCCUAAUUUACAGGAUGCCUCAAGUCAAGAUCAUCGCGAAGAACUUCAUGGACAUGGUCGCCUCACUGCCUGCGAUGAAGCUCGACAACCUAUACAAGAACGCCUUUAUUUGCGAAGCUAUUCUCAGGUCUUUGCCACCAUUAGCCAAAAAGUAUGUUUUGCAAUUACUGUACAUAGAUGUACCAGUAACAGCCAAUUCAAUGGAAGAGUGGGUGCUUGCAGACGGAUUCUCAAAGCAUAAAGUAGCCAUUGAUAGAUUGAUUCAAUUGAGAGUAUUGGCUGAAACUGUUGACAGGAAAAAAGAAACCACUUACAGACUAAAUCCAACAUUUCAGGCUAACCUCCAGAAGCAAUUGGUACAUGGUGGAGUUUUGCCAAGGGAAUCGAUGCCUUCAAAUAUCACAGUGAGGCUCCCUAGUUUGGAGGAUCUAGAGGCUUACGCAAUUGAACAAUGGGAGUGUUUCUUGCUGCACCUUAUAAAUUCCACCCUAGCUGAAAGGACGACAAAUUUCAGCUCUUCUAUGAUGAAAGUUUUCCAGCGAGGCCUUUUGAGUCAAAGAGACAAAGAGACCCCACGAUUAACUGAGAGUGGUUUUCAGUUCUUGCUGAUGGAUACAAAUGCACAGCUUUGGUACAUCAUCAGGGAAUAUAUCACCAAUGCUGAGGAGCGAGGUGUCGAGUCAGCAGAUUUGAUAUCAUUCCUGCUGGAGCUUAGUUUCCAUGUCACUGGGGAGGCAUACAAUAUGAACACUUUGACUGAUUUUCAGCGAAAUGCAAUCAAGGACCUUGCAGACCUGGGACUAGUCAAGCUCCAGCAGGGUAGGAAAGAGAGUUGGUUCAUCCCCACAAAAUUAGUUACCAAUCUCUCAAUCAGCCUAUCGGAUUCCUCGUCAAGGAAACAGGGAUUUGUCGUUGUGGAAACAAACUUUAGGUUGUAUGCCUAUUCAACAUCCAAAUUACAUUGUGAGAUCUUGCGCCUCUUCUCCAGGAUAGAAUAUCAGCUUCCAAACCUCAUUGUUGGUGCUAUAACAAAGGAAAGUUUGUAUAGUGCUUUCGAAAAUGGCAUUAUGGCAGAGCAGAUAAUUUCUUUUCUUCAGCAGAAUGCACAUCCCCGAGUUGCAGAGAGAGUACCCUCUGUACCAGAAAAUGUCACUGAUCAGAUAAGGUUGUGGGAAUCAGAUCUGAACAGGGUUGAGAUGACACCAGCUCAUCUUUAUGAUGAAUUCCCUUCGAGGGAUGUCUUUGAGGCUGCUUGUGACUUUGCUCGGGAAUAUGGCGGCGUUUUAUGGGAGGAUUCAAAAAGGAUGCGCUUGGUAGUGAAGGCAGAGAUACACAUGCAUAUGCGAGAAUUUCUGCGUCGCCAAAAGUAAUAGCAUCGAAAUUGAGUUCUGGAGAGGAUAUUUUUGAAUGGGAAUUAGAUACCUAAAAAGCGUAGAUUUUGUCAAUAGUACCAAAAGAAUUGGAAAAAGAACAUGAAACAUGUUAUACAUGCAUUAGCAAGUUUCUAUGGUUUGACCAAGUCAGUCUAGUGAAUCCUUUUACUUGAAUGCUCACAAUUCACAAUGCAUCUUGGUAUCAUUAUGAAGUGAUUCGCCCAUCUGUGUUUGGGUGUCUUUUGGAAGAGGUAGUCCAACUACUUCUCUUAUUCAGUGCCAUUGGCUACCAAACAUAUUAGCCUCAUUCAGUCCGCAUUUUAUAGCAGCAGUAGAGGAAUUAUGUAGCCCUGGGGAUUAUUUUAGACAAUCUCGCAGUUUAAGCUCAUAUGAUGAGCUUCGUGUGAUGCCUGUAUGAUAUUGUUUGGUUUGUGAAGUACUUAUUUAUUUUGGUAAGAAGAAUCAAUCUAUCUUGAACUCUCGAAUGAUUAGCAAACUCUGAAUGUCAUUAGUACAAAUCCAAUAGGCAACAACAAAAUAAAAGCGACCGACAUAUGGAUCUGAUUGGCACGGUGAUUAGAAAUUUUGAAGGAGUGCGAGCAUACCCACAGCCACAGUGGCCUUCAGUUUGUGUGGCCAUCGUAAAUGAAAUAAUUUCUCAAAUGGUUGGAGCUGAAUGAAGAAUUUGUUAGAAGGCCUUUGUGUUGUCAGGUCAUUUCUUGUCCCUCCCAAAGGAGUUUGAAUUGAUCCCUUGGCUUGUCAUCAUCGACUUUAUAGCAAGUGUAAUAAUACCAUAAAGUUAAAAUUCAUCAUGUCUUCUCACCUAGUGUGGGUCCUCUUGGGAUGGAAAUGAUUUCAGAAAAACUAGAAAUGUUUUUGUUUUUGCUAAAUUAUUCUGCUAAUGAAAAUUGAAUGUUGACAGUACUAGAAAUUUUAAAAGGUAAAAUUAAGUUUUGGGGAAAAAAAAAAAAAAAGAAAAAAUUUGAAAUAAUGUUGCUGCCCAGGAUCGAACUGGAGACCUUCAGUGUGUAAGACUGACGUGAUAACCACUACACC
Cornus florida is the source of this 2658-nucleotide messenger RNA. Its product is annotated as general transcription and DNA repair factor IIH subunit TFB2. Gene Ontology annotation, molecular function: ATPase activator activity; double-stranded DNA binding. The transcript has 15 exons. NCBI's taxonomy places the organism in Eukaryota, Viridiplantae, Streptophyta, Magnoliopsida, Cornales, Cornaceae. Bases 244 to 1599 code for a protein of 451 amino acids. The record is from RefSeq and is a predicted model, not a curated record. Gene Ontology annotation, biological process: nucleotide-excision repair. Gene Ontology annotation, cellular component: transcription factor TFIIH holo complex; transcription factor TFIIH core complex.